This is a messenger RNA of Cuscuta campestris, 1199 nucleotides long. Lineage: Eukaryota; Viridiplantae; Streptophyta; Magnoliopsida; Solanales; Convolvulaceae. The record is from the annotation of a GenBank genome assembly.
UAUAGACACAACUUCGCUUGGAAGCAUUCUAUGCUUUCAAUGAAAGAUUUGCAAAAAUACGCAGUGCAAGGAUAAAGAAGGCAGUGAAGGGUAUGACAGGCAACCACUCAUUGGAAUUGUUUGAUGAUGCUGCAGAAGAUACACCUGCAAGGAGAAGGAAGCAAAAAGUGAAACCUAAUGGUAAUCAGAAGAGAACUAUAUUAGAAAGUGGUUCGAUGGGAGCAGAUUCGGGUGAUGAUGAGAUUAAGAAUGCAAAAAAUUCUCCACCUGCAAAGAAGCCGAGAAAAAGUACGGGAGAUCCUUCACAGAGUGAAGGGGCAGCUAGAAGAUCGGGAGGCAGUGAAGAAUCAAAUGCCAGGCAAAGGCUCAAACGAGGCAAGAGAAGUCUCUCUCUUCAGAAGGGACGGAAGAGUAAGAGUUCUUGUUCGAGAUCUAAAGAAACCAGUUCUGCUGAUGAAACUAGCAGUGAUGGGGAGCAAGACAUUGAUAUUGAGAAGGUUGAAGUAUCACACACAAGAAGGUCAGGGAGGCCUCGGAAAAUUGUGAGUUAUGCUGAUGAUCUAGAAGAUGAUGAGCAUAACAAAGUUGCAAAAGAGCCAACAGAAAGAGAGACAUUGGACGGGACAGAAAAAGAAUCAGACACUGUUCAAAUGGCUCAUGGUGACAAUAACAAUCCUGGGGAUCAAUCAUCCAAAGAUUACCUUAAGUUGGGGGGUGGGUUUUGUUUGGAGGAAGAAGCUGAUGAUACAAACCCAGAAUCUGGGGAUGAUGACACAAAUAGACUGGAGAAGUCUAAUGAAGAUGAAGAUAUUGAAAUAGGUCUAUUAGAUCAAUUGGUUGCCAGCAGAUCAAGGGAAGAGAUAAUGAUGCGUGCUUCGGAAACUGAGAAUGAAGAUGGCCUUGUGGUGGUAAAUUCUCAGGAAAACAGUUUGGAAGAUGCUUUAACAUCUGGUGGGUCUGUAAGAUCUCUUCGUGCAAUGCCGAACUUAAGAAGGAAAAGAAAGAAGGUUUGAUGUUCUUCCUUUCGCGGAAUCUUUUAUACGUAUAACUGUUGAUUUAUGACUGUUUUGGUGGUUAUUACUUGCAGUUUGAUGUUCUGAUAUUGAUUCGAGAGUUAUUGAAAAAUGUUUUUUUUGGCUUCUCUGUUUUUUCCUAUUUGGUGUAGAGAGAUCUUUUUUUCAGAGCUUAUUCUUAUGGAU